Penicillium pulvis is the source of this 747-nucleotide messenger RNA. RefSeq names its product O-methyltransferase. NCBI's taxonomy places the organism in Eukaryota, Fungi, Ascomycota, Eurotiomycetes, Eurotiales, Aspergillaceae. Gene Ontology annotation, molecular function: O-methyltransferase activity; S-adenosylmethionine-dependent methyltransferase activity. The record is from RefSeq and is a predicted model, not a curated record. The transcript has a single exon. The coding region runs from base 1 to 747 and encodes 248 amino acids.
AUGGCUCACCUUUCCCAGCCCGCAUACACCUCAACCCACGAUGUCUACGAUGCGCUUCCGAGCGGCAAAGACCCGCGCCCCAGCGCUGUAGAUACUUACUUCAAAACACACCUCCAUUCAGCAGAUUAUCACAAUGCCUUGGAAACAAUUCACCGCGAUUCUCUUACCGCCGGCCUACCCGACAUAGCUUGCUCCGCGCCGCAAGCCAAAUUCCUCAUGUUGCAGGCCCGCAUGUGCAACGCAAAGCGAAUUCUCGAAGUGGGCACAUUGGGUGGGUAUAGCGCCGCAUGGUUUGCCAUGACUAGUCCGCAGACGAAAGUGACUACCAUUGAACUUGAUCCUCACUAUGCUGCCGUCGCGCGCCAGAAUCUGGAGAAAGCAGGGCUUAGCGAGAGGGUUGAGAUUCUGCAGGGGGUGGGGACUACUGUGCUGCAGGGUAUCAGAGAAGAGGUGGACCGGGGAGAACGGGAGAAAUUUGACUUUGCGUUUAUUGAUGCGAAUAAGCAGGACAAUUUGGCUUAUUUUAAAGUUGCGAUGGAUAUUACCAGAGAGAGAGCGGUGAUUAUUGUUGAUAAUGUGGUGAGAGAUGGAAAGGUCGCGUCUGCUGAGGAGGCAAAGAAGGAUGAUCGGGUUAAGGGUACGAGGGAGUUGAUUGAGGGGAUGGAGGAAUUGGACGUUGAGGCGACGGCAAUCCAGACUGUGGGAGAAAAGAACUAUGAUGGGUUUUUGAUUGCACUGAAGAAUUGA